Molecule: messenger RNA, 3107 nt
Organism: Anarrhichthys ocellatus (wolf-eel)
Lineage: Eukaryota; Metazoa; Chordata; Actinopteri; Perciformes; Anarhichadidae
Gene: herpud1
Product: homocysteine-inducible, endoplasmic reticulum stress-inducible, ubiquitin-like domain member 1
Exons: 8
Coding region: 1-1221 (406 amino acids)
Biological process (GO): negative regulation of endoplasmic reticulum stress-induced intrinsic apoptotic signaling pathway; ubiquitin-dependent protein catabolic process; regulation of ERAD pathway
Cellular component (GO): endoplasmic reticulum membrane
Molecular function (GO): transmembrane transporter binding
Source: RefSeq, a predicted model, not a curated record
AUGUCGUCACGUAUGCAGAAGAAUUUGACUCUGCUGGAGUUGAUGUAUAAAUCUUCCCCUAGCGUGAGGAGGGUCAUUGCUGUGAGUGACCAGAGACUGAUCUAUGCUGGUAAACUGCUGCCCGAUCAUCUGCACAUUAAAGAUCUCUUCAGACAGACUGACUCUGUUCCCACACUGCACCUGGUGUGUGCUUUUAGGAAUCCACCGCAAGGGCCCCUGGGAGCUAGACCUAAGACCAAAGAGACGGAACAGCCACGUCCCUCCAGUCUGAGGCCCAUGGCAGCCUCUGCUUUACCCGAUCCCAGCAGCCCCUCCUCCACAGUUCAGACUCCCAUAUCACCGAAGCUGAGGCAGAGGAGGCAGACCUCUUCAUCUUCAACUACUGCUGCUUCAUCUCACACACAAACCCCAGAGUCUCCACCAGGAACUGCAUUUGAAAUGCCUGGAGCACCACAGAUGACCCAACCAGCCUUUCCCACCUACUCUCUGUACAGCCCUCAACAGCUCCUGUGGCUUCAGCAUGUCUAUGCUAGACAGUACUACAUGCAGUACCAUGCAGCGAUGGUGGCAGCUGGCACCGUCCCCUCUGCACCAGCUACGACCAUUGGCCAGUACCCUCCUGUUCCCGCUCAUCAAGUACCUGUUCCAGACCCCUUAGCCAAUCAGAACCCCAUCAACAACCUGCCAGCAAAUCAGAACCCAGCGCAGGAAGGCGCCUUCAUCAACCCUGGGGAGGCUAACCAGAACAUGCGGAUGAACGCGCAGGGUGGGCCUGUAAUGGACGAGGAGGAGGAUAUGGAGCGUGAUUGGCUGGACUGGUUGUACUCUGCUGCAAGAUUCAGCGUUCUGCUCAUCAUUGUGUACUUCAACUCCAGCCUGAGUCGCUUCCUGCUGGUGAUGAGCACCCUCCUCCUCAUGUACCUACACACUGUGGGUUGGUUUCCCUUCAGAGGGCGAGCACAAGUCCAAGGACCCAACCAUCUGCAGCCUCCUGGGGUUCAGCACAACCAGCAGGAGGAGAACAGGAAUCCAAAUCCAGUGGAGGAGGAUGGUGACGGACACCGGGUGGAGCCUGCUGCUGCAGUGGACGGACCACACGGACCAAUGACGGCAGUGUUGGUGCUUCCUCACAGGGUGUCAGUCAUGUGGACAUUCUGGGUUUUCCUCAAAACUUUUCUUUCCUCCCUCAUACCCGAGGCUCCUCAGGCUAUUGCCAACUGACCCCUGGCAGACCAUCGAUAGAGACAGCUGACUCUUUUUUUGUAUUUUUCAGCGGUGAAAAAUAAUCUCUGGAGAUGCCAAUUUAGAAUAAAUAAAAUCAAGGACACUAAGCUAAAACACCAGCAACAAUAAAGCAAUGCCAGCCCCUUGAAUUUACAAGAAACUAAGGAGACAAAGGACUAGGAAACAUUCAUAACAAUAACGCAUUGUUCUAUGGGAUCCCAGCUCUCCAUCUGAGCAAACAUAUGUCUGCUGAUUGUGGGUUGUUACCCCACAUCACGGUGUUCUGCUAUGUGACCAUGCCUUAAAACAACCUGUAUGCUUUCUGUAUCCAUGAAACACCAGCAGGUGGCAGCAUAGGGUGAACUAUACUGCCUACAUGUUUCUUACUGUGAGGUGUGUGUAUAUAUACGGGCUUUUUGAUCCUUCUGGAUCCAAAAUCAGUCCAGAUGUAUAGUCUCUGCAUUAUUAGGAUUAUAUGAUGUUCUGUUGAAGUGAAAAUCGGGCACAGAAAAAAACUCUGUAUUGUAUCUUAUCUUAUAAAUCUGAAUUCAGUUCUUCCAGUGAUGGAUUCGUUUUGCUCUCUAAAAAGCACCCAUGCAUGGAGCCUGGCUUUGAUUACAGCUGUAGUAGGUCAGAUGUUUUAACUAGUUUGACCUGCUUUGCUCCCGACUAUGGAGGCAUAGAAAGCCCCAAAGUACAUGUGCAGAAUUCAUAGCGUUACAAUAUCUGACUACAAUGUGACUGGUCUCAUGGAUUGGUUAUGAUUGUGUUAGGUGUUUUGGAAUUUGAAGGUUAUAUAAAGAUGUGCAAAACAAAAGCUCUCAACUUUUAUUUCUUUUGAUUGUGUCUUAAAAUACUCACAGUAUUAAAAAUACAAGUAGCAUGAAGUCAUUUAGUCUUCUUACAGUCACUAGAAACAUGAACAUGACAUUGUACAGGGUGUUGUUUGCUAUUAUUGUGCUUUAUUUGAUGGUGAUUGUGACCAAAGUAGACAACAAGCUCCUUUACAUCUAGAGGGUUUGAGAUUUGUUCUUCAUUGGAAGAUGUAUAAUAUAAAUAUAAUGCCUAGUGGGCUCACAGUUGUUUAUUUCUUUGUUUGUUUUCAGAGAUGCGGCUACUUUUAAGUCUAAAAUCCUAUUUAUGCAAAACAAGUUAAAAACGCCAAAUUCAUGCUUUAUCAAUCAUAGUAAAUAUUGCUUUAGUGAAACAAAAGCGUGAAUUGUUUAUAGUGUCAGAAGCAAUCUUUAUAAUCUUUACCUCUGCAUAGUGUUCUCAUCACAGGGAUUCCUCCUCUUCUCACUUUGCUCUCAGGUCUGAACUUCAUUCACUAAACAUUCCAAGUUCUUCACUAGUGGAACUACCAAACAUCACUCCUCUGUUCCUGUCCUUUGGUUUACUUCAUAUUGAUUAAGAGACCUUCACUGUUACACAUCAGAUGCAUUCACGACGAUGCUGUUAUAUGUCUUGACUCCUGAUCUGGUGUUGUGUUAUUAAGUCGACUGAUAACAAUCGGUGCAUGUUUUUUGAUCCAUAACAGCAAAUGAAUGGGAUUCUCUCACCAGCACCACUGUAGACGGGGUGUAUUUCACCUUUAACGAGGUGAACAGUACUUGCUGUACUGCAUUAGUCCCUGCUGUGAAGUUACCUUUGAGGAAGGACAAUAGUUUGGGACAUUGGUCACCAUGUAGUUAGGAUGUUCUGUUUGACUUUCUGUGAUAACUGCUUAUGAGUGGAUGUCGCAGGACAAAGUGUGUCUUGAGGGAGACUUUCAAUAACUGAUGCAAUAAAUGUUCUCAACUUAUUGUGUUGAUUUGUUGCAGAUCUGGUCUGUAAGGAAAGUGUUUCUACUGAUUUCAAAAUAAAAAAAUGUAACCACAUUUUGU